AUGAUACAAACUAAAUGCAAAAUUUGUGAAGUUCCUGCUAAAUAUUCACAUUUUGGGGUUAUUUCAUGUGAUCCAUGUAAAGUAUUUUUCAAACGAAAUGCUAAACAUGGACAGGAAACAUUGAAAUGUCGGUAUGAUGGUCAUUGUGAAAUAAAUAUAAAUAAUCGCCAUGUUACUACUUUGAAUCUUUUACAAAGAGAUCAAUCAACAUUAAGUAUGGAUCAAUGGACUUUGCUCUCAAGUUUGUCACAUUGUUAUGAUGAAUAUAGUGGAUUGUCAAUAGGUGAAAGUUUCAUGCGUGGACAAACUAGUUUACCUGUUAAAAUUCGUUUUAAAAGUGCACCAGUGCUCGAAUUUAUCAAAGUGUUAUUAGAUGGAACUCAAUUAUUAUACAAAAAUAAUCGAGAUUUUUUUUCUUUAUCUAGAGAUGAUCGUUCUAUUUUACUUCAUACUACAAUUAAACAUAUUGGAAGUCUUUCUUCAAAUUUCAUUUACUACAAAAUUCACUUAUUCAGUUAUCCGGCUUAUUAUGAUACUGUUGGAAUGAUUACUAACCCAACUACAAUAACUGCUACUAAGCGUGUAGCACAUCGACUUGAUUUUGAUGUGAUCGUUUUGAAACUGCUUCUUGCUAUUCUUUGUUUCUCAACAUUUAAAUAUACAGUUUAUUCAAAUACUCCUCCUGUAAAUUUAUCAAAUAUCAAACAAAUUUUACAUAUUCAAAGUACAUAUACUGAACUCAUCUGGAGAUAUUUAGUCUAUAAAUUUAAUUUUGAAGGAGCUGUUAAAUGUUUUUCUGAUCUUAUAAGAUGUUUAUUCGCUGUUCAUGAUACUAUUGUUAACAUAGAAGAAAUUGAAUGGUUCACAGAUAAAGUCGAUUCGAUUGUCCAAAAGACUGAACAAACUCUUACUCUCAACGAUUAA
This is a messenger RNA of Rotaria sp. Silwood2, 924 nucleotides long. Lineage: Eukaryota; Metazoa; Rotifera; Eurotatoria; Philodinida; Philodinidae. The record is from the annotation of a GenBank genome assembly.